CCCAGGCCCUGAACACAGGCACCCACAGCAUCGGUUCAGAACCGUGGCAGGCCUGGGUCAACUCCCAUCACCACUCCCAUCCCCUUAGCCCAGUCCUGGGAGAGCCAUCUCCGUCUUCCCCCUUGGGAGCCUGGGAUGUGUUGAGAUACCCAAGGGAGGUCCCAACAGCUUCCGCAGAGGACCGGAGCCAAGACAAGGCUGGGCUUCUGACCAGUCUCUCCCUCUCUCUUCCACAGGCCUAGGUGGCCUGGGCAACCCCCAGGCAUGGACUACCGACCCUCUCCUCACUUCCAGCCUCACCUGGCCAGCUUUUGCUGUGGGGGGUCUCAGUCGGGGUCCCUGGGGGGAAUCUCAGGGAAAACCCCUCCGGGCCUGGAGGAGUUGCCUCCCCCUGCCCACCACCCAGUUGCAGUGUGCCAGCAGGAGAGCCCGUCGUUUGCUGAGCUCCCAGGGUGCUUUGAGCUGGGCCACUGGCCUCUCGAGUCCCCAGCUGCUUCUCAUGGGCUGCUGUGGCCGCUGCCGGUGGCGGCCCGGGACACCAGGGGCCCUGCCGGGAAGCCGUCGGCCUUUGGAGGUGACGUUCUCAGUGAGUUCCUAGGAGGACCCCGGAGUCCCCAGCAUCCAGAGCCCCAACACCGCACCAGCCACAGUUCAGAGGAGAAAUCUGCCUGGCGGAAGAUGCGGGUGUAUCAGAGCCAAGAGGCCACAGAGAGCCCCAGAGCCAAAGAUGAAGAUGAUGCUGUCUUCCCUGAGGUCGGUGCUGAGGUCCCUGAGCCGCAGUCUGCUUUGGAAGUGCCACGGACCCUGGUGAUGGCAGGACCUCCCCAGGCCAGAACCAAAGAGCCAGAAAGGAGACGCUUCUCGGCUUCGGAAUUGAUGAGCCGGCUCCAGUCUGCCCAAAGAAAGGCCACUCUCUCCCUGUGCCUGGGCAAGAGCCUGACCAAGGACCGCGGGCUCUGGGCUGCCAGGGAAGGGAAAGCCCCUGAGAAGGAGCCGAGCUGCUCAGAAACCAAGGUUGAUGUCCUCAUGCCCCCUGCCAUAAGUGGUGUUAGUGAGAGGGAUGACAGCUGGCCUGAUACCAGGCCCUACCCAUUAGAGGAACCAGCCCCCAACGCUUUGGUACCUCAUGAGUGGCGCCAGUCACGUUUCCUUCUUAAUUCUGUGCUGUAUCAGGAGUACAGUGAUGUGGCCAGUGACCGGGAGCUGCAGCGGCAGAAACAUGAGGAGGACACGUUGGGGGAGGAGGCCGACGAGGAGGAGGGGCCCGGUCCACCCUGGGCCAACCUGUCCCCGAGCAGCUCCUUCCGAGCCCAACGCUCAGGUCGUGGCUCCACCUUCUCCCUGUGGCAGGAUAUCCCAGAUGUUCGGUGCAGCGGCUUCCUGGCCAUCAUUGGCCUUCAGGAACGCAAGCUGCAGGAGGCCAAGUUUGAGCUGAUCACGUCAGAAGCCUCCUAUAUCCACAGUCUCUCUGUGGCCGUGGGCCACUUCAUGGGCUCCUCGGAGCUGGCUGAGUGUCUGGGGGCCCAGGAAAAGCAGUGGCUGUUCUCCAGGCUGCCUGAGGUCAAGGCCACCAGCGAGAGGUUUCUGCAGGAGCUGGAGCAGCGCCUGGAAGAGGACAUUCUUCGCUUUUGUGUGUGUGACAUCGUCCUGCGUCACUGCCCUGCCUUCCGGCGUGUCUACCUGCCUUACGUCACCAAUCAGGCCUACCAAGAGCGUACCUACCAGCGACUGCUACUGGAGAAUCCCAAGUUUUCUAGCAUUCUGGCCCGUCUGGAAGAGGCCCCUGUUUGCCAGCGCCUGCCUCUUACAUCCUUCCUCAUCCUGCCCUUCCAAAGAAUCACCCGCCUGAAGAUGCUAGUGGAGAAUAUUCUGAAGCGGACCGGGCAAGGCUUGCGGGGCGAGGACAUGGCCACCAAGGCCUUCGAUGAACUCAAGAAGCUGGUACAGGAGUGCAAUGCCAGUGUGCAGUCGAUGAAGAGGACGGAGGAACUCAUCCAUCUUAACAAGAAGAUUCAUUUUGAGAGUAAGAUCUUCCCGCUGAUCUCCCAGUCCCGCUGGCUGGUGAGGCACGGGGAGCUGGUGGAGCUGGCACCCCCCACCAUGCCUGCUGUCUCUGCUGCCAAGCCCAAGCUCUCCACCAAAGCCAUCUACUUGCACGUCUUUAAUGACUGCCUACUGCUCUCUCGAAAGAAGGAGAUGGGGAAGUUUGCCGUCUUCCUUUAUGCCAGGAUGCCUGAGAUCCAGGUGAAAGACCUGAGUUCAAAGCUCCAGGGAAUCCCAGGCCAGGUCUUUCUCCUCCAGCUCCUUCAUAGCCACCAGCCCAAGAACCAGCUGCUCCUGAGGGCUCAGACAGAAAGUGAGAAGCAGCGGUGGAUCUCGGCCAUGUGCCCUUCCAGUGCCCAAGAGGACAAGGAGGCCAUCAGCGAGAAUGAAGACCUCCCCCAGGUGCAGUGCAUCAGAGCCUAUAAGGCUCUGGAACCGGACGAGCUGACCCUUGAGAAGGCUGACAUCCUGGCUGUGAGGACCAGGACCGGCGAUGGAUGGCUGGAGGGAAUCCGCUUGGCAGACGGCGAGCGGGGCUGGGUGCCCCAGGCCUACGUGGAUGAGAUCACCAGCCGCAGUGCCCGUCUUCGAAACAUCUGGGAGACCAGAAGGAUCGAGAGUGCCACCAAUAAACUACAGGAGACAGCUGCAUGAUAGACCAGGGAGCGGCCUCUGACUCUGGCCUGAGGUGCCCCACAACCCUCCAUCUCGCCCCCACUGGUCUCUGUGCCCUCAACAGUGCCCUCUGCAGCCUCUACUGGAGUCUCUGAGACAGGGUACCCACCCUGGCACGGAGGAGCCCGCCCCGCUAGGCCAUAUGACGGGGCAGAUGACUUGUGGGUCAAUGUCCCCUAGCUUCGUAGGCCUUAACUUCCUCCAGGAUGCCUGGGGUGGAGGGAGCAAUGAUAACUCUGUCAGCCUCUCCUGGGGUCGGGGAGGGGAGGCUGGAGGCUGGAGCCUGGAGCCUGGAUGGUAGAUCCCUGGGGUUCCCCGGUCCUUAUUUUGCUCCCUUGGGGCAAACUACCCUAGUGACUGACUUGGGGAAAGAUGUGGCUGAAACCUGCUGGACUCCUCUUCCUGGACAACCCAGUAAGAGCUGGGCAUUCUGUAUCAUUAAAUGACCUGCCUUUGUUUA
This is a messenger RNA of Vombatus ursinus (common wombat), 3178 nucleotides long. It is a transcript of the gene ARHGEF19, whose product is annotated as Rho guanine nucleotide exchange factor 19. The record is from RefSeq and is a predicted model, not a curated record. The coding region runs from base 265 to 2697 and encodes 810 amino acids. The transcript is spliced from 16 exons. Gene Ontology annotation, biological process: regulation of actin cytoskeleton organization; activation of GTPase activity. NCBI's taxonomy places the organism in Eukaryota, Metazoa, Chordata, Mammalia, Diprotodontia, Vombatidae. Gene Ontology annotation, molecular function: protein binding; guanyl-nucleotide exchange factor activity.